Akanthomyces muscarius is the source of this 2460-nucleotide messenger RNA. RefSeq lists its product as uncharacterized. Gene Ontology annotation, cellular component: THO complex part of transcription export complex. The record is from RefSeq and is a predicted model, not a curated record. NCBI's taxonomy places the organism in Eukaryota, Fungi, Ascomycota, Sordariomycetes, Hypocreales, Cordycipitaceae. The coding region runs from base 1 to 2460 and encodes 819 amino acids. Gene Ontology annotation, biological process: regulation of DNA-templated transcription elongation; mRNA export from nucleus. The transcript has 5 exons.
AUGCCUGCCGUCGGCAUGGGCAAGCCUGGCGUGGCCUCUGUUGACGCCUUUGGGAAGCUUCUUUCGAGUUUGCUGGACGAAGCCUCUGCAGCCAAGCAGUCAUCCAGCAUCGAGCCCGCAUUAGCCAAGUCCGACUUUGCAGACCUGACCUCGCGGGUGGAUGCGGCGCUACCGCAGCAAGACGAAGAUGCCGCCAACGGCGACGCAGCGGCGGCAGACCUGAAAGGCCGACGAUUUGCGAUUGUCGAGGGCGCAUCGAGAGAUCUAUUUGGGGCAUUAAUAGCGUCAAUUCCAAUCGAUUCUCCCGACUUCGUGCGAAUGUGGAAUUUCCUCGAUAUCCUCUCCAUACUCUCCGAUGGCGGCCAAUGCGAUCCGGCGCUUGUCUUCUGGCUGGUAGAAGAGCUGCUCGACAGCCAAACAAUAGCGGGAUGCCGCCACAUCUUUGACUUUCUCGAAUCCCGACGAGAGCGCAUGACAGCCCAGAACUUUUCGCAAAAGAAGUUGGUAAUACUCCGCAGCUGCAAUGAGCUGCUACGUCGAUUAUCCAGAGCUGAGGAUACCGCGUUCUGCGGUCGCGUUUUCAUCUUCAUGUUCCAGUGCUUUCCUCUCGGUGACAGAAGUUCGGUCAACUUGCGUGGAGAGUACCACGUCGAAAACGUCACCACAUACGAAACACGUACAAACGGUGAUGCUACAAAGAUGGAUGUCGAUGUCGAGGCAACGGCUGUUGAGAGCAAGGGCGAAAAGAAGUCAGACGGAAAGAUUAGCAAGCCCAAGGAGGGGGAGAGCCGUCUCAGCUCUGAGGAAUUAUAUCCUCUGCUCUGGUCGCUACAGGAGAGUUUCAGCCAGCCCACAACACUUUUCAACCCCUCCAAGUUUUCUCAUUUCAAACACAGUCUGGAAGAGACGUUGAGAGCUUUUGAAUCGCUGCACGCCGACGAUCAAAGGUCGCUGAAGCGCAAACGCAAUGAUGAAGGCACAACAACGAUAGCAGAGGCAUUCAAUCCCAAAUACCUGACUAGUCAGGAUUUGUUCGAGCUUGAGAUGAGCGACUUGUCUUUCCGACGCCAUGUACUCGUCCAGGCUCUCAUUAUAACCGAGUUUCUGCUGUCUCUGUCUGCAGAAGCAAAGCAGAGACUCUCCACACUCCCAGCUGCAAACAAGGCUGUUGUAUACAACGAACAACUAAGCGAAGAAAAUGCAGAAUGGGCCACGAAAAUCAAGAGCCGGAUAUCAGACUAUCUGAGGCAAGGAUCCGACGGUCCCUACUUUCACCGCAUGGUCGAGACGGUGCUCGCGCGCGACAAGAACUGGGUCUUUUGGAAGAUGGCUAGUUGUCCUCCCAUAGAGCGGGAGCCCGUGACAGCCGCCGACUUUGUCGAAGCCAGGUCGUCGGCGGAGCGCAUGGCAACCAGCAAGCGCCUGCGCCCGACGCCCAUGGGCGCCGUCUCCAUGGAGUUUCUCAACAAGGCCUCGUCCAAGACCAUGGACGAGCUCCAGCCGCCCGAGCGGUACCAGCUGCCCGCGCUCGACAGCUUCCAGCGGCCGCUCGCCGACGACGACUUUGAGAUUGACAUGCCGACCAACGACGAGACCAAGGCAGCCGCCAUCUACGGCAAAUCGAGCAAGAGCUGGCGCGCCCUGCGCAUCGCGGGCCGCACGCGCCUCGCGGCCUUUGACAAGAUUGACGACCCCAAAAAGAUUGCCGUCGUCUUUGAGGAGCCCACCGAAGCCGACGACGACGAGGAAAACGGCUACAACGAAGCCGCCGCUGCCGACGAAGAAAUGCCGGCCAACCGCGCCCCCGUCAUCCUCGCGGGCUCCUCGGUAGAGACCCUCGCCGCCGUCGAAGCCAAGCUGAUAGAAAAGCACAAGGGCGUGUUUGCGCCCGUCGUACGGCACACGACCCGUACGGCAGGCGACGGCGAGACCAACGGCAAGACGUUUCACUUUGUCAGCGCGCAAGAGUUCAACCAGCUGCGCGACGGCGACCGGCUCGUCGAGCACGGCGAGCGCGAUGGCAGCGACUACGGCACGAGCACCAAGGCGAUUGACGCCGUGACCGAAGCCGGCAAGGUUCCCGUCAUCCAACUCGACAUUGAGGCUGCGCAGUUUGCCAAAGACAUGGACUUUGAGGCGCGCUACAUCCUCGUCAACACGCCCGAGUCCGAAGCCGACGAGGCCGCCGAGGCAGCAUACGACGCCGUCAUCACCACAGACAGCGACGAUGUCGACAAGGCAGUCGGCGAGCUAGGCACCAUUCUCUACGGCGGCGCCGAUGGUGACGACACCAUGGAAGAGGCCAAGCCUGAGGCCGACGAUGGGGAAGAGAGUAGUAGCUCAGAAGACGACGAUGACGACAGUAGUGACGAAGAGGAGGAGGAGGAGGAAAAGCAGGAGACGGCUAAUGGCGACGCCGACAUGGCGGAUGCAGACGAAAAGCCAGAAGAAUCGGCCUAG